AUAGUGUACAUGUCUGUGACUAGAUUUCAUAUGUCUCCUGUCUCUCUUCAGCUGACCGAUGCAUUCAGAACAUCUACAGGAAGUUACAUCAGUCUCCUGCAAGUGAGGGGAAGUACCUUAGAGUCCUGGCUAGCCUCCUCAUGCUGGACAAGCUGUCCAUUGAAGACAUCAAGGCCAGCGUGACUGAACUAAUGGCCGGAGGGGUUGACACUACUUCCAUUACCCUGCUGUGGACCAUGUAUGAACUUGCCAGAUACCCAGACCUACAGGAACAGCUGCAGGCUGAGGUUCAGGAUGCCUGGGCCUCUUCACAGGGGGACAUGACCAAGAUGUUAAAGUCAAUUCCUUUAGUUAAAGGAGCCAUAAAGGAGACGCUGAGGCUGCACCCAGUUGCUGUGAGCUUGCAAAGAUAUAUAACUGAGGAUGUUGUGAUCCAAAACCCCCACAUUCCAUCAGGGACUCUGGUGCAGCUAGGGCUCUACGCUAUGGGGCGGAAUCAACAGAUUUUCCCCAGACCUCUGCAAUACAACCCCGCCCGCUGGCUCAAAGGGGAGAACCACUAUUUCAAAAGCCUUAGCUUUGGGUUUGGUCCUCGGCAGUGCCUGGGCCACAGGAUUGCAGAGACUGAGAUGCAGCUCUUCCUCAUUCACGUGAGUGCACAGUCCUGCAGGUAAUGGUAGAUAGCCCUCAGCUCU
Polyodon spathula (Mississippi paddlefish) is the source of this 695-nucleotide messenger RNA. RefSeq names its product cholesterol side-chain cleavage enzyme, mitochondrial-like. The coding region runs from base 141 to 674 and encodes 177 amino acids. Lineage: Eukaryota; Metazoa; Chordata; Actinopteri; Acipenseriformes; Polyodontidae. The transcript has 4 exons. Gene Ontology annotation, biological process: cholesterol metabolic process; cortisol metabolic process; cellular response to peptide hormone stimulus. Gene Ontology annotation, molecular function: monooxygenase activity; oxidoreductase activity, acting on paired donors, with incorporation or reduction of molecular oxygen; heme binding. The record is from RefSeq and is a predicted model, not a curated record. Gene Ontology annotation, cellular component: mitochondrial inner membrane.